UUGCUCUCCGCUGAUCUAACCUCAAUCGUUCAUCAAUUAUGUAUUAAUCUGUUUACACAAUACGGAAUAAUUUUUAACAUAUUUGUUACCAGAUAAAUUAUUCGACCAACAUGAAUGUCCUUUCUAAGGGGAAAUGUGUGUCGAGAAUUAUAGACAGUUAUCUGAAGAACGGUAGUCAUGUCACGAGAGGCUUUAAAUCGGAACUAAAAAUCAAGUGGGUUCGCCCUGAGAAAAUACCCAGUAUAAGGCCGGAAAAAAGUGGCGAUUUGGGUUUAGAUAUAAAACUCGAUCGAAAUGAUUACAAUGAAACGUACAGUCAGUCCAAGGAGUUUAAGGAAGCCGAUGAAGUUGUGAAGAACAUGUUUAGCCUGAAAUUUUUUCCACAAAGAGAAGUACGGUCUCUGGAAAGAAGAAAAUUCGUCGAUGGCAUUAGACAACACUAUUUAGAUACUACUUCAUACGAAUCACGAAUCGCUUCGAUGACUUGUGAAAUCUUACAAUUACAAGAGCAAAUGGUUGAAAAUGAUAGGAAUGGAAAGACUAGAGAAUUCCUAAAGGAACUAAUCGAUAAAAGGAAAAGAAUACUUAAAUGUUUGCGAAUGGCGGACUACAAGCGUUUUGAAUGGCUUCUCGAAAAACUGAAUAUUGUUUACCAUCCUUUCCCUGAAAGAUACUCACGGCCAUGUCGAAAGGAUUCAUUGAGAAAAUUGACAGCAAAGCAUUGCGACGAAGUUAAGCAGAAAAAAUUGGACAGCUACAAAGCUGAACUAAAUGCCCAAAAAAAGGAUUUCUACAAAGAGAAAGCCGAGAAGCUUGCCUUUAUCAGAAACGAAGAACAGUCUCUAGGUCUACCCAUCACUGUAACCGAAGAAGAUAUUGAACAUGCAAGAAAAUUAGCUGCAGAAGCACAAUAGGAUCUUAGAGAAAGAAAAUUGUACGAAAUGAUUUAAAAAUAACAAUUUACAGUAAGUGAA
Orussus abietinus is the source of this 974-nucleotide messenger RNA. It is a transcript of the gene bonsai, whose product is annotated as 28S ribosomal protein S15, mitochondrial. Gene Ontology annotation, molecular function: structural constituent of ribosome. Gene Ontology annotation, cellular component: ribosome. The coding region runs from base 111 to 914 and encodes 267 amino acids. Gene Ontology annotation, biological process: translation. The record is from RefSeq and is a predicted model, not a curated record. NCBI's taxonomy places the organism in Eukaryota, Metazoa, Arthropoda, Insecta, Hymenoptera, Orussidae. The transcript is spliced from 4 exons.